AUGUAUUAUUCAGGACCAUGGGUUGCGGGUGUCUUAUACACGCGUCGUGGAGCAAGUAUUGCCACUGGAAAUGAUAAUAAGCUUUUGAGCUUAUUUAAAUUUUGUUGGAUGCUUCAUCAGUGUGAUUAUUGUAGCCAUCUACAAAAGUCUUUGGCAAACGACUUAUUUUUGCAAAAACGUGGGACUAAGUAUGAGUUGAACUUUAUUAUGGAUCGACAUGUGGCUGAAGUUGCUAUUGAGGCACUCAAGGAAAAACGCAUCCGAUUAGCUCAUCAACUUGAGGUGUUAAUGGGAAUUGAAUUAGAUGAAAAACAAUUGAAAGAGGAUUUGUAUGCAGCAUUCAUUAAACAUCACAGAAAGCAAUUUCCUCAAAUUACAAUUGGCAACAUACACGAAUACUUUUUGAAGCAACGAAAUGCUUUGGGAAGACAAGUUAUUUUAAAAAACUUGAAAAUUAAAUUAAAUAUUUACAAGGUGAUUGUCGAUGUUGUAAAGGAUGAGUUGUAUACGGCACUUGGGAAUGCAAAUAGCCAAUUUUGGGGGCAAAUCGAUUGUGAAACGGCCAAUGAUAUUUGUUGUUAUGCAGCGAGAUACAUGAAACGAGGUGUUUUAUAUUUUGUAACUUUUUAA
This is a messenger RNA of Meloidogyne enterolobii, 630 nucleotides long. The record is from the annotation of a GenBank genome assembly. NCBI's taxonomy places the organism in Eukaryota, Metazoa, Nematoda, Chromadorea, Rhabditida, Meloidogynidae.